Molecule: messenger RNA, 3820 nt
Organism: Scatophagus argus
Lineage: Eukaryota; Metazoa; Chordata; Actinopteri; Scatophagidae
Product: cytokine-inducible SH2-containing protein-like
Exons: 3
Coding region: 584-1228 (214 amino acids)
Biological process (GO): phosphatidylinositol phosphate biosynthetic process; intracellular signal transduction
Cellular component (GO): phosphatidylinositol 3-kinase complex
Molecular function (GO): 1-phosphatidylinositol-3-kinase regulator activity
Source: RefSeq, a predicted model, not a curated record
UCACUGUUCCACAUCCAUCUCAGUGAGGCUAGGCGAAAUUCUUUGUUUAAUAGAAAUAUAAUCAUAGAAAACAGUUCAACAGCACCACCAUACAGUUAAAUUCAGCUCCUAAAAACAAUAAAAAUUGCCUGAAUGACAUGGUUGUAUCUUAUUUUGGAAGCUGCACAGGAAGUGAUGUGUGUUAACGGUUUGGAUGUUGACGGGCGCAGUGAAGCUGCUGGCAGCAGCUUGUCUGUCACUGCGGGCGCCGUAACACAAAACCUUUCUUGGAAACAGAUUCCUGGAACUUCCGUCAGUCCAAACCGAACUGAGUUGUUUUCUGUCCUGCAGUUAACUGAAUAAAGAGCUCAGUCUCACAGCAAGCCACCACUGACAGUCUACACAUGGAUAUUUUUUAUGACUUCAACAGACACGGUUAGAAGGAAAAUUUUCUUUUUUGACAUCAUCUCAGACUAUGCGACUAUGAUCAUUAAUAAUUCACUCUGAGGGGCUGCUGGAUUAUUUCCUUUACUUUCCUUUUUUUUCAACUGGUCACAAUCCUUAUGAUUUUCUUUGACUCAAGCAGGGCUCCUGUCAGUCAGAAAUGGUUGCCCGAGCCGGGACUGUUGUCCAUCAUGAGGAACGCGGGGGUUCAUGCUGCCCACAUCCUUCCCCUCCACCCUGGGACCCGGCAGAGGACCUCCGCUGCAUCACCACCACCUUCCAGUACCUGCAGACCUCAGGCUGGUACUGGGGUUCCAUCUCAGUGAGUGAAGCUCGGGAAGCUCUCCUUAAAAAGUCUGAAGGCACGUUUCUCAUGCGAGACAGCAGUCAUCCUCAGUACAUGCUGGCUCUGUCAGUGAAGACCCGCUGUGGGCCCACCAGUGUACGCAUACAGUACAGCAGGGGCUCCUUCUGGCUGGACUCCAUUUCCCCGGGGCUGCCUCGCCUGCAGUCCUUCCCAGAUGUUCUCAGCCUCAUACAGCACUACAUGGGCUCGGGCCACGUGCCGCAGGACCAGGCAUCUAAUGACAUACAUCCUGAAACAAAGCCUGACCCUACCAAGCGCACAGCCAAGGACAGCGCGGUGCCUCUGAAGCUGAUGCACCCGCUGCACAAACCAGAGACCUUCCCUUCGCUGCAGCACCUGACGCGCCUCACCAUCAACAGACACACACACUGCUCUGACCAGCUGCCACUCCCAAAGCCUCUGCUGCGCUACCUGCAGGACUACCCGUUCCACAUAUGAGGGUCUCUGUCCCUCUGGUACAGGACACACAGACAGGAACAUGGGUCAGGGUCACACUCCAUGAACACACUGUGUUGUGUGUAUCUGGGACAGGAUGACCCCCCCCCCCCCCCAGGCAACAGACAUGGGCCCAGCAGGACAAAUACUGAAAUGCUUACAUACAAUAAACCUCAGUGUCACCUCACUGCACAUGAACAAGCUCAGUCUUACUGUUUCCAGAAUGAUAUAUUUAUUAUUUUUAUAUGUCAGCUACUGUAAACUCAUUUUAUUUCUACAAACAUGUGAGUUCUUGGUUGUUUUGUUUCGGGUUUUUUUUCUUCAUUUGCUCCAUUUCCUAAAGAAGAGAGCCGUACUGGUUUUCGUGUGUUUUAGUGCAGUAGUCCCAGCAGCUGUUUUUCUUUAAGACAACUCAGACUUAUCAGCAAUAAAUCAGUGUCUUGAUAGAGCAUUUGUUUGAUCACAAAACUGUCUGGAGACAAACAAGGGCUUUGUAUCCAGUUGCAUGACACUAUAAUGACUCUCUUUUUCUUUCUGCACGUCUGGGUUUUAUUGGUCAAAUAUAAAUAGUGAAACUUGAAAUAGUUUGCACAUUGAAAAGACACGUCACCAGUGUUCUGAGUGUGAAAAGUUUGAGCUCAGGUUGACAUCACACAGCAGGCAGUUAAGUUAUUUUUGAAAGACGGAAAGAAAAGCAGAAUAUAGCAUGUAUCUUCUAUUCAUUUUAUUUCUAAAUUCUUCCAUUUGAAGAGGUGAAAGAUGUCCUCUUACAGGAUCACAACCAGCAAGGACAAGUUGUUUGUGGAAAAUCUACUGUUAGCUGUUAAAGGACAUCUGUUUACAAACUGGUUUUAUUCUCAGAAGAGGGUCGUACAUGCCUGUGGAUUUUCGGAGAAAUAAACCUCAGAAAUGUUUUCUCUUUUCUAAAGUGUUUUUUUUUUUUUCACUGUUGAAUGAGUGGCCACUUGAACAUGCAGAUGGAUGCGUGGUAUUAGUAUUACUGUUUUCAUGGAAACGACUCAGUUGGUUUCCACGUGGUGGAACUGAGCAGUGCUGAGAAAGCCUCUUAUCAGGAUUAGAGGAAGAGCUGCAGUUAUUAAUACACUGCUGCGCCAACUGAAAACAGACCAUCUCUGCCUCAACUUAUCAGUCUGAAAGGCUCAAAACAUUUUUUUUUUCAGCCCGUAAUUAAAUAAUUUGAAUCACCAAAGCACGUUUCUCAUUACAGUCUCUAUCAAGAUCAUAAAAGCACAGACAUUUCUACUCUGCAGUCAACAAGGUCUAACUGAACAACUGACAGAACAUAUAUGUCAGUAGUCUCUCAUGAUUAUGAUCUCUCUCUCAUGUAGAUUUGUACUACAACUACACAGCAGUAGACAAAGUACUCAUGUCCUUUAUGGAGAAAAAAACAAUCUGCAAACAGAAUUUUAACAUGUUUGAGGUGGAGCUGCAACAUAUUUUAUAAAAUCAGUAUAUGUUUCAUAAAAUCUAAAUUUGGAAAGUAGCUGUAUUAUACUGGUAAAAUAAAUGUAGUGGAAUAAAAACUGUAACAUUUACCUCAAAAAUAUAAAGAAUAUACUGUAUAUAUAAAGAAGCAUGAAAAGAAAAUACUUAAGUUAAUGUUAGCUCAUUGGAUUACCUCUUGGUCCAACCGGGAAACAUGCCCUCCAGAGAUCCAGACCUAUAAAAAGCCCUGCAAGCCCCACAUUCGCUGCAUAUCGACUCUGUGGUCAUUUUAUCAGCUGCAAAUUUGUCAGGAAAUUUGCACCCCAAAAGUACAAUAUCAAACAAGAUGAAUCCACCAACAUGGUAUGUGUUGGGUCCUGCUUUAUAAGCUUCAUUUUGAGAUCCUUUGUCAAAGUCUAUUUUUAAGAACAUCAUUUUAAUUCAUUGUUUUAGCAAAUACAGGCCUUUUGACAAAAUACUUUUUAACAUGUCAAAGUGGGAAAAGCACUGGUGUAAAUCAUAAAAUCAGUAAUGAUUGAAUUGCAUUUAGUUGCUUCAGUUUCAGGGUCCUGGUAUCAGAGUCAUGAUUUACCAAGACACUUGAUAUGAAUGUUAUUAACACGUGUGCUUUUCCUGCUAUGGCCAUGUGUUGGUCCAUAGAGCGGGGAGGGAAGAGACUGUCAACAGGAGCCUUGCAGAUCUUUUGCCCUGGAAAAACAAAGGCAGGUUAAUAUCAUCUGUUGUACCUCAAAAGUGUAACUGAGGACAGUACUUCAGGAACUGUCACUUGCUAUCGCAGCAUACGAGCAAACACUACAGUCUACGCGCCUGUGGCGUCUGAGAAAUAUGUUGCUGACAUUGAAGUUGAUAGCAGAUCAGAAUCAGCAUUUUUGUAACAUCUGAUUACAUCAACAGCUGAAUGCUUGUUGUGUGAUGUUUCUGGUCCCCAUCACCAGCAGUGGUGUAGGUCGUGUGUGAUUUUAUGUGUUGAUCAGUGUAAAUACAGUUUACCUGUCGUGAUGGUUUGGACUGAGUAAAGACUUGCUGAAUAUUUAACAAAGCAUCUUAAUAACAGAUACUCAAGUACAUUUAUUUUUAUUUUGGAUAAACUGUUAAAUAAAAACUGUUGUUGUGUUGUUUAAAGGAAAA